Messenger RNA from Botrytis fragariae, 888 nucleotides. RefSeq lists its product as uncharacterized. The transcript has 3 exons. Lineage: Eukaryota; Fungi; Ascomycota; Leotiomycetes; Helotiales; Sclerotiniaceae. The record is from RefSeq and is a predicted model, not a curated record. Bases 1 to 888 code for a protein of 295 amino acids.
AUGGUUUUCGCAAUAGAGUUCAAUAUCUACAAAGCUAUCUUGGGCGUCUGCAUCCUCUACCUCUCAGCAGUUCGAGCUCAACAAGCUGUAGAUUUUGGUUCUAUCUGGGUCGUGCCUGAUGGCACCCAGUCAGAUCUUUCACAAACAUUCAGACAAGGUCUUACUCUCCAGAUUACUUGGUUUGGGGCGCCAGUGGACUAUCAAUUUGAUACUUUGACGAACUUGUGGGUCACAACGUGGGAGUAUGAAAAGACUGCAUACAGCCAGUUACUUGAAGGAAAUAUCAACGCCAACGAUAGCGGUACUCAUGACUGGACAAUUGAUAUUCCGACCAGUGUUUUAGGCAAGACCGCAAAAUACGUUCUUCGAUUUAAAGACCUUAAUCCUGCAUUUAACCCCGAUUCUCGUGAUGUGUCAAGUCCAGCAUUUUUGGUCAUCACCGGAGAUCCUUCUUCAUCCUCUAGAACUUCUACUUCAUCAUCCACAGCUUCUUCCUCGUCCUCUACAAUUACUUCUUCUCCGACACUUUCCAGUUCUGCAGUUUCUUCGACUCAGGAAUCUACUUCUUCCACUGGCGCUAUUGGAAAUCCAACAGCAGUUGACACGACAUACAGGGAUAAAUACACUAGACUUAGCGGUGGAUUAGCAGCAGGUAUUGCUGUUGCAUCUGUGGUUGUACUUUGCGCAGUCCUUGGAUUGGCGUACUUCCUGUACAAACGAAGGAAAAGCAAGAGAGAUCCUGCAACAGAACCGUUGACAGAGCAUCCUACAGGGUCUUUGACGAAGCCUCCAACGUAUCAUGAAGCACCAAAUCAGGAAUUAGCAGUGCCUUCUGAGAAAGCGGCUGAGCUUGGCGGUGAAGAAAGACCAGUGGAGUUAGAAGGUUAG